CUUUCAUCGACUGGUGAUACUAAUACCGGGCAUAGUUACAACUUACUACAUAUCACAAUAUCACAUAACAUAUGCCAUCACAUGCCAUAUUGAACUGUCCAUUUCCCCCCCAUCCCUUAUUAUUAAAAGUAGUGUCCGAUUCAACCUCUACAGAAAUAGUCGACAUAGUAUUUCUUCUCAGUUGUUGAAAUAGUGUUUGUUACAUUUACCGUCGAGUAUCCUAUAAACACUUGCAGUCGAAUCCGCUCAAGCUAUUGGUUCCCCGCGGUCCUGCAUACAUACACAUAUGUACAAGGCCGCAGCGAAUCAUAGUCAAUUCCAGUGUACAUCUAGUUAGGAUCGCAAUAGCUCUUUCGUAACCUAUUCCUUAGCGCAGAAACCCUCAGAGGCUCAGAUAUCCUCUAUUUGUUUUCUCUCGAUCGCAAGUACUACCUAGCGAUCCCUCUCUAAUAAAGGCAUCUCACCCCACUACGAUAACUACCCCAACAUGGCAGCAAGGCGGUCAAAGGCGUCUGCCGAUGAUGGAUUGAAUGAGCUCUUCGAAGGAAUCGACGAGAGCGUAGUUAAGAAGCCUGCUAGUAAAUCUAAGCCGGCCCCCUCUAAGACUCGAGGCGAGAAGCUCAAGAAAGACAUACCUGGACUUGCCGAGCUGGAGGACGAGCUUGGCGAAGAACCCGCCCGACCCCAUACGCCUCGCGUCAAAGAGACAUCUACCAAGGCACCUGUUAAACGAACUAAUACAGCAACACCUCCGCCCGGUGCCUCUCGACAAUCCGAAGACAAGCCAGCCAACGUCGCACGCAAAUCCGUCGAUAGCACUCGCUCCCUCCACGCAAGCUUUACCCCUAGUGCCACCAGCUCUGAUCUCCAGGAUGCUGAGAAGAAGGGGUCAGUCGAGGAGACAGCACCAGCUGCUGGCGGUGGUUGGUGGGGUGGAAUUUUUGCCACGGCCAGCGCUACAGCAAAUGCAGCCAUUAAGCAAGCCGAGGCUGCAUACAAGGAGAUCCAGCAGAAUGAGGAAGCCAAGAAAUGGGCUGAUCAGGUUAAAGGAAACGUUGGAGCUCUGAGAGGUCUAGGCGACGGUAUCCGCCAGCACGCUUUGCCUACCUUCGCCAACAUUUUGCACACUCUUGCCCCGCCCAUCUCCUCUCACGAGCGUCUACUUAUCCACAUCACCCACGAUAUCGUUGGUUACCCAUCGCUUGACCCUCUUAUUCAUGAGGUCUUCAGCCGGGUCAUGUCGCAAGUUGAGGGCGGCGACCUGCUCGUCAUCCAACGCGGCCAUGAGAAUACCGCUCGACGAUCCUCAGACGCCUUCUACAAGAGUUCUUCCAACUCCGCCGGCUGGCGCGACGGUCCCUGGUGGAGGCAAGUCGACUCACCUCGCGACCUAGGUGCCGUGAAAGGUAUAAUCGAGGGGACCAAGCUCUGCCGCGUCAGUGCGGAGAGUUAUUCCCACGACUACUUCGCGGCUAGUGGUGGCGUUAACGAGGCGCAGAAACGUGCCUUGGAGCCCGUAAGCGAGGAAAAUCCCGUGCGAACUAGUGACAUCUUCCUUGCUGUCCAACCUAUCAUCGUAGACGCAGACCCCGCCCUCUUCGCUGGUAGCACAGCUGGUGAGGCAGAGAAGGAACCCAGCGCUGUAGCCGACGACAGCAGCGCAGACCCUCACAUCUGCUUCGCAGUCUACGUCCUCGACCCAAUCCACGAUAUCGUGUACAGCACCGUAAGCCAGUACAUCCCGGCCAAAUGGAUCCGUUGGUUGGAUGCGCCGGCACCCUUGACGCCUGCCAGCGGCGAGAGCGAGCAACAGCUAGGUACAGAGGGCAUCAACGUACCAGACGAGAUCCGGGAGAUUGUAGAGAGCGGUGGCGUAGAUCCGCGCGAAUGGGUUGCCGAGUGGGUCGAGGAGACGUUGAGCUUGAGUAUCGGAGUUGUGGCCCAGCGGUAUGUGGCUCGUCGGAUGGGUGUUGGCGAGGGGGGCCUCGGAAAGGGGAAGCAGAAGGUUGAGGAGCUGCUUCGGGAGGGUGGGGGUGAGGCGGCUAGGGCUGGGCUUAUCUGAUGAUGGGAUAAGAUAAGACGAGUCUUAGCUUGCGGAAAGGGGAUGGGACUGGGCAGCAAGGAAGAGGUAUGUAGGUAGGUAAUCAGCUGCUCGCUUUGCGGUCCAUUGUCUAGUGCUGCUUUCUAUGGAGUUAGCCGGGUUAAAUCUAGUAUUCGAUUUCUUGUCGAAUUUGGGAUUAUGCUAGCCUUCUCUUUAUUGACUAUAUAUGAAGAGAUAUGGUAAUAUAUUAUGACGUCGACUUUAAGGGGUUGUCUCGGGUGUCAUGUGUAUUUAUAGCUGGGCUAUGUCUGUAUAGUGAUGCGAAUUACAUGGGUAGGUUAACUUGAUAUUUAUUACGUAGUAUAAUCUCACG
This is a messenger RNA of Daldinia vernicosa, 2414 nucleotides long. RefSeq names its product maintenance of telomere capping protein 1. The coding region runs from base 488 to 2062 and encodes 524 amino acids. The record is from RefSeq and is a predicted model, not a curated record. NCBI's taxonomy places the organism in Eukaryota, Fungi, Ascomycota, Sordariomycetes, Xylariales, Hypoxylaceae. The transcript is spliced from 2 exons.